AUGGCGCGCAGAUGUCGGAGGAUGGUGCUUCUGGCGUUCUUGACCCAUGUGAGCCUAGAGCUCUGCGGUUUUGUUGGCUCUUGGACCGCCAAAAGUCACAGCGAGAAAGCACAGCCAACGAGCGUGGGGGUCCAUGCGGUUGACCCAGCCGCAGCCGCAGCGUUGGGUGCUGCGUCAUCUGCAAUAAGCGGUUUUGAUUUCGUGGGUAAGCGGAAGGCAUGGUUUGAGACACAAUUUGCCGAAGUCCCACUGCUGGCAAGUAUGUCGCCAGAAGUCAAAGAUCAUGCCGAGAGAUUGCUGAACGUGAUGCGGUCACAGCAAACCAUCAUCCCGCAAGUAGUAGAACUACCUGAACAGACAGUCGAAGGUACUGGCUUCCAGCGGUUGAUGAUAACAGUGUUGAACGACAACCGAACAGGUGGUCUCUCUGCUGUGCAUGCCGAGCCGGGGGUCGGCAAGUCUGUCGCCGCAGCACUGGCACUUCGGAAUUGCACACAGAAGUCUGCAGUUACGGUGUUCCUACAGCGAGAUUUCCAGAAGAACCUCAAGGACUUCUUCCGCGUUGAAGAUGUUGCAGAUGCUGUGGAUGUGGCUGGGGAGCUGUUUCGUAUCCUGAAACAGCACGGCAUUCGUUUACAGAUGGUCUUUGACAACACCUUUGAUAUCGGACUGGGGGGACAAGAGACAGACCUCUUGACUCUCACCAGAGCUGCUCAUGAAUAUGACCACCACCUGAUUGCCGUCACACAAAGUGAGGAAGCUGCUAACAAGGUAGCCUAUCUCAACGGAGCACGCACCCGUCUCCUAGAGCAGCGAAAGGCGCCUUCUUACAGAUGGUCAAAAGGAGAGGCAGAGGAGUACUUGAAGGAGUACUUGAAGGCUGAAAAUGCGGAGAGGGUUCUGAACAUGACCCAAGUGCCUGAUGAAGUUGGCGGGUGGAAACCGGUGGACAUCAAGGAGUAUUUGAAGACAGGUCGAAGACCAGAAGCACCACAACAGGGACAAGGUGGCAGAAGCACAGCGAAUUCAGCAGUCUGGGUCAGGCAACUCCAGAAGGACUGCCAUGUCAAUAAAGGUAGGGUGGUGUUUCAUUACUUCUCCCACUUGCUUUGUGUUAAAGGCAGUUUGUUCAGAAACUGUAUUAUUUUUCGGCCAUGCUUGGGAAGAAUGCCAUAG
Molecule: messenger RNA, 1176 nt
Organism: Durusdinium trenchii
Lineage: Eukaryota; Dinophyceae; Suessiales; Symbiodiniaceae
Source: the annotation of a GenBank genome assembly